This is a messenger RNA of Melospiza georgiana, 1311 nucleotides long. Its product is annotated as nicotinate-nucleotide pyrophosphorylase [carboxylating]-like. Lineage: Eukaryota; Metazoa; Chordata; Aves; Passeriformes; Passerellidae. Gene Ontology annotation, biological process: NAD+ biosynthetic process; quinolinate catabolic process. Gene Ontology annotation, cellular component: cytoplasm. Gene Ontology annotation, molecular function: nicotinate-nucleotide diphosphorylase (carboxylating) activity. The transcript is spliced from 5 exons. Bases 1 to 1311 code for a protein of 436 amino acids. The record is from RefSeq and is a predicted model, not a curated record.
AUGGACCCUCUGGACCCCCUUGAGGACCCCCCCAUGGACCCCCCUGACCCCACUGAGCCCCCCUGGGUGCUCAGGACCCCCUGGAGGGCCCCACGGACCCCCGGGACCCCUCAGGGACCCCCGGGACCCCUUGGCCACCCCACGGACCCCCGGGACCACCCCAUGGACUCGUCACGAAACCUUUGGCCACCCCAGUCUCUCCGCACCAUGUCCAGCUCUGCGCCCCCGAACCCCCCGGGACCCCCGAACCCCCCGAACCUUUUGGGGACCCCCUGGCCGCCCCCCCCUCCCCCGCACCGCCUGCGGGCCCUGGCGCACUCCUGGCUGGACGAGGACGCGCCCUGGCCCGACCCCACCGUGGCGCCGCUGGGGAACGCCGAGAUCCGCGCCCACAUCCUCGUCAAAAACCCCGAAACCCCGCGAUUUAACCCCGAAACCCCCACAUUUAACCCCAAAACCCCCCCGUUUUUCGGGGUGCUGGCCGGCUGCCCGUUCGCUGAGGCGGUUUUCGCGGUGUCGGGCUGCUCCGUGCUCUGGAAGGUUCCAGAAGGUUCCCGGCUGGGCCCGGGCCGGGCGCUGCUGGCUGAGGUUCGCGGCCCCGUUUCCGGGCUGCUCCUGGCCGAGCGCACGGCCCUCAACGUCCUGGGCCGCUGCAGCGGCGUGGCCUCCAUGGCCGCCCGGGCCCGGGGCGUCGCCGAGAGCCGAAACUGGGGAGGGGUCGUGGCGGGGACACGCAAGUGCACGCCCGGCUUCAGGGCGGCCGAGAAGUACGCGCUGGGCGUGGGCGGCGCGCAGGGGCACCGUGAGGGGCUGGGGGCGUUCGGCCUCGUCAAGGACAACCACAGGGCCGUGGCCGAGAUGGGCGGCGGGCACGAAGGGCUGAUUGUGGAGGCGCGCCGGGCCGGGGGCUUCACGCGGAAAUUGGGCGUGGAGUGCGCGAGCGCCGAGCAGGCACUGGAAGCGGCCAAGGCCGGGGCCGAUGUUGUCCUGCUCGACAACCUGAGCCCAGAGGAGCUGCACGCGGCGGCCGCGCGUGUCAAGGCCGCGCACCCGCGGGUGCUGGUGGAGGCCAGCGGGGGCAUCGGCCUGGAGAGCCUGGGCAGCUUCCUGGGGCCCCACGUGGACGUCGUGUCCAUGGGGUGCCUGACCCACAGCGCCCCCGCGCUCGACUUCGCCCUCAAGGUGGCCCUGCCCCGGUUCCUGGGGCCCCACGGGGCCGUCAUGUCCAUGGGGUGCCCGACCCACAGCGCCCCCGCGCUCGACUGCGCCCUCAGGGUGCUGGGGAUGGGGGACGGAGCCGAGGAACCCUGA